AUGAUGAAAGUUAAAUUAGAUGCUUUUCAUUUCCAAAUCGUAAUGAAAUAUUUCUUGUAUGAACAAGAUUAUAUCAACUCGAUGUUAACGUGUAAAAAAUUUGAAAUGGUACUUGACCGAUUUCGAUACAACCCGAUUCCCGUAAAAUCCACCAAAUUGUUUCCAUAUAUGGAGACUCAAUACUUAUACACAAAAUUUGAUAAUAUUUUUGCUGGAAUAUCCCGACUUGUCGUCUUGUACAAAGUGACUUACUCUGAAACAAAAACUUUAUUUCCAGACUUUGAUGUAGAAUUUAAAAAUGUGACUAUAUCUUCAUAUGAUAUCAAAAAACAAAAUAUCACAACAUUUGACCAAAUACCCAAAACCAUAAAAAUAUAUGAAUAUAAAUUUUUAAACACUUUUAAUUUUAAAGAGUUUAGUGUCCCAACACAUAUAACUGAAUUGUACCAUUCUUGCUUUUACAAUAAUACCACACUUACUUCAGUGACACUGUGUGACGGGUUAAAAAUCAUACCGUCGUCUUGUUUUGAUUCUUGCAAGAAUUUGGUUUCUGUAAAUGUUCCAACCACAAUUAUAUCAAUUGAAAGUUCUGCUUUUGAAGAGUGUGGUAUUAUCAAAUUAUCAAUUCCUGAUACCGUCGUAUCGCUUGAUUUAAAUCUGUUUAAGUCAUGCGCUAAUUUAGAGGAACUUGUUAUAUCCAAGAACGUUACUGUUUUGCCAUAUUACAUGUGCGAAAAAUGCACCAAAUUAACACGCGUUGUACUCCCAGACAAUUUAAUUUCAAUUAAAGCACAAGCUUUUUGUGAUUGCAGUUAA
Messenger RNA from Entamoeba invadens IP1, 816 nucleotides. RefSeq lists its product as hypothetical. The record is from RefSeq and is a predicted model, not a curated record. Bases 1 to 816 code for a protein of 271 amino acids. The transcript has a single exon. Lineage: Eukaryota; Evosea; Mastigamoebida; Endamoebidae.